Gongylonema pulchrum is the source of this 489-nucleotide messenger RNA. The record is from the annotation of a GenBank genome assembly. Lineage: Eukaryota; Metazoa; Nematoda; Chromadorea; Rhabditida; Gongylonematidae.
AUGGGCCGAAAACGGGAAGAACAAACCACAAUUUGCGCGGUUUGCAGAGGUAAAAGCCAUGUUGCCAGAGUUUGCUUUUCUCGCGCUGUGGAAGAAGUCUCCGUGCAAGGUCCGGAGAAAUGUGGUGAUCUGAUUACACUCAGGUUAAAUAAAGUGUCAGAAGCUCAAUUCCCCGAGCCAGUUGAUAAAAUCGUAGGAGGCCGAGUGGCUGUAGCUGUCCUUUAUGAUGGAAUAGGAACGACCGCUUUAUUGGAUACAGGGGCAAUGGUUAACCUCAUUACAGCGGCCGCCGUCCGAAAAUUGAAACAGAAAUGGGGUGAGAGUUAUUUGAGCUCUAGAAUUACUGAGACAAAUCUGGGCCCUGUUUGCGACAGGUCAGGAAAUACUGUGAUAACAUGCGGACGUGUGAUUAUAAAGGUCAAAUGGCUUAAUGGGGAGAAAGAUGUGGCGUGUUUUAUCCACGAGAACUGCAAGGGAAACGAUGAUUAG